GCUGAACUCCAGCAGCCUUUGUGGAGCCACGAGGCUGUGGUCACUGCUAGGGAGUGGGAGCUGAGAGCUAGAGGGACCUGGCUCCCAGUGGCCGUGGAGCCCACCCCGUCUCCCGGCCACCAGCCCCUAAACCUGGUUAGUGGGAGAGAGAAGGGGACAAUCAGGCCUCCUCGGGUCUCUGUGGCCAGCAGCAAGCCUGACCGAUACCCAAGCCUGUGACUAGAGAGUGCCUCCCCCGGGAGGGGCAGAUUUUCUCUGGAGGUGAAAGUUUGCAGGCCCUCACCCCACCCCCCCCACCCCCGGCUGGCUCACCCAGCUCCAGAUGUCUGCGGGGGGUGCAGAGGGAGGUACUCAGGACAAAGAGGAAGUGGCCAGAAGGGGAAGCAGCAGCUACAGAGACGAGGCAGGUGGGCCGGGGUGGAGGCCGCCGGAACCCGCCCGCCCUCACAGAGCUGGGGGCCCGCAGUCUGCCGCUGGAGCAGGAUGAACGCCAAGGCAGGAGCCCCAGGGGUUCCGGGAGCACUGGCUGUGCUGUGGCUCGGUGCCAUGACCCUGGCCUACCUCCUGUGGCAAGGGCACCUGUCCCCCACCUGGGGCCAGCUGCACCCCGAGGAAGGGCCCACCAGGCCCCGGGGCCACGGCUCCAGCCCGGCCCAGGAGCCCCUGCCAGGGGGGGCCCGGCAGCAGCAGCACGACUCCUGCCGGCUUGUCCUCGUGGAAAGCAUCCCGCAGGACCUGCCCUCCGCGGCCGGCAGCCCAUCUGCCCAGCCCCUCGCCCAGGCCUGGUCACAGCUGCUGGAUGCCGCCCAGGAGACCAUCCACGUGGCCUCCUUCUACUGGUCCCUCACGGGGCCUGACAUCGGGGUCAACGACUCGUCUUCCCGGCCGGGAGAGGCCCUUCUGAGCAAGCUGCAGCAGCGGCUGGCCAGGAACGUCUCCCUGGCCGUGGCCACCAGCAGCCCGUCGCUGGCCAGGACGUCCACUGACCUGCGGGUGCUGGCAGCCCAAGGUGCCCAGGUGCGGUACGUACCCCUGCGGAAGCUCACCGGCGGCGUCUUGCAUUCCAAAUUCUGGGUCGUGGACGCACGGCACGUCUACUUGGGCAGUGCCAACAUGGACUGGCGCUCCCUGACACAGGUGAAGGAGCUCGGCGUCAUCAUCUACAACUGCAGCCGCCUGGCCCGGGACCUGGAGAAGACCUUCCAGACCUACUGGGUGCUGGGGGCGCCGAAGGCCGUCCUCCCCAGAGCCUGGCCUCGGAACCUCUCGUCCCACAUCAACCGCUUCCAGCCCCUCCGGGACCGCUUUGAGGGGGUGCCCACCACUGCCUACUUCUCGGCGUCGCCUCCUCCGCUCUGCCCGCACGGCCGCACCGGGGACCUGGAGGCGCUGCUGGCGGUGAUGGGGGGCGCCCAGGAGUUCAUCUACGCCUCGGUGAUGGAGUACUUCCCCACCACGCGCUUCAGCCGCCCCGCCAGGUACUGGCCGGUUCUGGACACCGCGCUGCGGACAGCGGCCUUCAACAGGGGCGUGCGCGUGCGUCUGCUGGUCAGCUGCUGGCUGCACACAGACCCCAGGAUGUUCCCCGGCCUGCGGUCCCUGCAGGCUCUCAGCGACCCCGAGGCCGGCGUCUCCGUGGACGUGAAAGUCUUCAUCGUGCCCGUGAGGAACCACUCCAACAUCCCGUUCAGCAGGGUGAACCACAGCAAGUUCAUGGUCACAGAGAAGGCGGCCUACAUAGGCACCUCCAACUGGUCGGAAGAUUACUUCAGCAGCACCUCAGGGGCAGGCCUGGUGGUCAGCCAGAGGGCCUCCCGCGCUCGGCCGGGGGUGCCCACCGUGCAGGAGCAGUUACGGCACCUGUUCGAACGGGACUGGGAUUCCCCCUACGCCGUGGGCCUGGACGGACAAGCCCAGGGUCAGGACUGCGCUUGGCAGGGUUGAGGCCCAGCCACACCUGAUUCCCCGGCCCCAUGGCUCCCGGUGGCCUGUCCCCACCCUCACAAGCCCCGCUCAGGGCCAGGACUUCCCAACUCCUGGCGGGUGCAAACUGUUUGCCAGCCCUCAGCUCUCUGAACCAUCCCCUCUUAAGCCUCACCUCCUGCAGAGAGCCCUCCGGGAUGCUCCCCCCUGAUCUGAGAGCCACAGUCCCCACCCACAAGGCGGGUUGCUUCAGAGGCCCCCUGCACCUCCCUGCCUCUCUGUGUGAGUCCCACAUGGGCUGCACCCCCUCCCGCUGGCCCCAGGUCGGAGUUCAGCACCCCCGACCCUGUGAGGGUCCACACGGCUGCCGGGUGAAGCUGCUGUCUGCCCGUGUGUCGUGAGAGCCGCUGACUCUCGCUGCUGUCCGGUCCCUGCCCACAGGAACCAGGGGACAGGGCAGGGGCAGGUUCCGGGACAGGGGGACCCAGGACGGUGAGGGCGGGUCUCGGAGAGGCGAGGUGGGCGCCUGGGCCCAUGGGGUGGUCCUGGUGCGUAGGGGGUCCAGGACUCCGGGCAGCGUCCAGAGAACCUGGUUUUGAGCAGGGGGCGGGGGCAGGGUGGCGACCUGGAUGCACGCGGGCUGGAGCCCCCUGUCCUGGGAGCUGCCCUGCAGAGGCGGAGGCCGACACCGCAGAGGCAGGGUCUGAACCCUGUCGGACACCUCCCUCGGCUCCCGGCCUCCUGCCGGACCAGAGGCCUGUCUCCGGGCACCCCGGCCUCCGUCACCUCCUGGCUUCUGGCCAAGGCUUUGGAGCCACCCCUGGCCCAUGGAGACCCUGUGGCCGCCGUAGGCUGGCGCUCGGGGCUGGCUCAGUGGUCCAAGGGACACUGGAUGCCGAGGGACCUAAGGGAGUGGUUAGCAGAUCCUCCUCUCCCCACAUCUUGGGGCUCCUCCUCCCUGCCUCGCCCGGUCCCCUCUGCCCCGGAGAGAGCCAGACGGGCUGGGGUGGGGCACCUUACACAUCCGCAUCCUCGUCGGUGAAGAGGGCCCCCCAACCCAGCCCGCCUCCCCGCCCAGCCCUGCACGCGUCCGGGGGGGGGGGGGUGCCUGGGGGCCACGUGGCCCUGCAAGGCGUCCAGGGCCUCUGGGAGCUGGUCUGCGUGUGGGCCGCACUUGACCCAGCUAAGCCCCAGCGGCUGCCCAGCCUCCCACCCCGGGCUCACGUGCCGCACGGCAGCUCCCCUCGGGAGCAGACCCCAUCCGAGACCCGCUCUGCUCUCCACGGCUGCCAGUGUGGGUUUGCCCUCUGCUUCCUGUGUGUCUCGGAGCGCGGGGCCUGUCCCCAGGCUCUGUGCCCCAGGCCACGCUGGGAUGACGGGUCCAGUGGCCUGGUGGCCAUCAGCCAGUGGAAGGGGUGGCCACACCUCAGUGGCAGGCUUGAAGGCCGGCUCCAAAGCAGACCCCACGGGAGACCCAGCUUGACGAGCCUCAAGAGACGCCCCGGGGGGCCUCGAUGCGGCUGCUUCUGGGGGGGGGUGGUGGACACACUCUAAAAUGGCCCCCACGCCCCUGCCUCCCGGAACCCACACCCCCGUGUGAUCCCCUCCGCUUGGGGGUGAGGAACCCCUGCCUUCGCCUGUAGCCAAUAGAACGUGCGGCAGUGACCGUGCAAC
Molecule: messenger RNA, 3597 nt
Organism: Leopardus geoffroyi (Geoffroy's cat)
Lineage: Eukaryota; Metazoa; Chordata; Mammalia; Carnivora; Felidae
Gene: PLD4
Product: phospholipase D family member 4
Exons: 10
Coding region: 484-1944 (486 amino acids)
Biological process (GO): hematopoietic progenitor cell differentiation; phagocytosis
Cellular component (GO): nucleus; trans-Golgi network membrane; endoplasmic reticulum
Molecular function (GO): catalytic activity
Source: RefSeq, a predicted model, not a curated record